AAUCGGUUUUGAAUGUACAUAGUGUAGUGUUCGUGACUAAGGUUCGUGAUUAAGUAAGCAGUAAGUUUAGCAGCUUUUACACCAUUUUUGGUAUGAGUCCAACUGCGAGAUGUAAGCGCUUACGUGUCGCAAAGGUCUGGUGGGCGCGAUGCGGCGUCAAGGUGUGAGGGGCGCCGGCGCAGACACACAAUACGCGAGUCAGUUGCGAGGAGCGCGCGCGCACUCCGCGACACACGAUACGAACGACUCUCGCGACCAAUAUUUACUUUGUACAUGGCAAUUGUUUGACGAUAUUUAUAUUAUGUGAUAAGUUUUUUUACGAAAAUAUUUAAUCGUGGUUAUUUAAGAAUCUCUUUUAUAGUUAAUAUAAAGUUUUUAUGUAAAGAAAUAUAAUUUCGUGGGACCAAAAUGACGAUAAAAAAUAAAAAGACUAAACAAUCAAAAGCGUCUGAAGUGACAUCUUCUAGUAGUGCUUCGACCAGUGUUCAGAAGACCAGUUCCACCACCUCUGUGCAGAGCAGUAACACUUUGCAGAAGGUCAGCUCUGGUAAGAAGGUUCGCUAUAUCGAGGUAAAGGUCGAGGAAGAUGACCCGCUUAUGAUUACCGACAUAUCCGACCACUCUUCGAUAGCCGGCUCUACUAUUUCGGAGGCCUACAACAGCCACCCUCACUACAUUAUCACCGAAGCUCCAUCAAUGAGCGACUUGUCUCAGACAAGAGCUCUGGAACAUCACGUAAGUGACAUGGCGCAGUCAACAACAGGUGAAUUUGUCUCUAGUUCGGUGCUCCAGGAGUCGUCUUCGACUCAUCAACAAAGUUCGAAAACAGAAAAAUUCCAGUCUUCCUCGACUUCUGUUCAGCAUUCAGGUUCUAGUCACAGUCAGACGUUUGAUAGAACUACUGAUUCUUCUGCUGCUAAUCAAACUCUUGACACAGCGUUCAUUGAUAAUUCUGCUGGUAAUGUCUCAAAUUCAAAGACAUUUUCUUCACGAUCUCAAAAUGCAAAUGCUACAAAUUCUUUCCUUCAAUCUGAACGCCAGAGUUUAGCGAAUCAGUCAUCUACAUCUACUUCGAAGGAUCACCAGAAUACAAAACAAAGUGACAAAGUAACGUAUCAAAACUCCUCUGUACCAUCACAAAGAGGUCAAACUGUUCGAUCUGAUACUUCUAAUUUUUAUGGUGGUGAAGGAAGCUUGGAGAAACGCGGAAACACAAAGGAGUUUACUAGCACCUCCCAGACAAGUGAAUCUAAAAGUAGCAAUGUGACAAAAUCGUCAUCGUCGUCGUACGUUGUUGAAAUUGUUGAUGGCAAAGAACGCAUUAUUGACAGUAAGAAGAAUGAGUGGGGUAAUGCGCAAGAGCAUGUGUCAAAGGAGGCCUAUGCUAGUGCAAGUGGAACUGGCAUGAAACCACAGUCGGCACAUAGUAUUCAAAACUAUGACAUGAAAUCCAGUUACGACACUGGAAAGGAUGGUAAGAAACCGACUAGUGAAAUGACUAUUAAAGAAGAUUCUAAAUUUAUUAGAGACGGAAAUCAGACUACUUCACAUUCCAGUUACAUCACGGAAAAAGAUAAUGUUGCUAAGCAUCAGCAGUACAUAAACAGUCGUGAUCAAUCAACAUCUGAUCAACGGUACAUCACCAACCGCGAUCAUUCAACAUCAGACCAACAAUUCGUUACAAGUCACGAUCAGUUGACUUCCGAUCAGCAAUACACAACAAAUCGCAAUGUACAGUCUGAGCAACUGCAAAGUACAACGCAACAAAAUUAUUCCACUGACCAGCAAAAUAUUACAAAUCGUCAGUACUUGACAUCUGACCAGCAUUACACUAACCGUGAUCAAGUAAGUUCCGAUCAACGCUAUACAACGCAAGAGCAUGUUACGUCUGAUAGACAAACAUCAUCAACGGACAAAAGUUACCAGACUCAGUCUUCGUCAAAGGAUGUCAACAGUCAAAAUACUUACACCAGUACAGUUGAUAAAACAAAAAGGGUUGACGACAGAAGACGUGACAUGAACAAAACAGAUUCAUCUAACUUCUACGGUUAUGAUGCGACCAUCCAAAACGAACUUCAAAAAGUAGGUCAUAUUUUACAAGUACCGAACACUGAGAACAUAAACUUUUCUACAAAGAUAAUGAAAAGCAACACGAGCAGCGCUCAGCAGGCUUCAACUUCAUCAUAUGUUGUCCAAAUCAUCGAUGGCAAGGAGCAAAUUGUCGACACUUCUCAUAGAGAAUGGGGCGACAACAAGGAACAUUCCACGUACGAAAAAAGUCACAAUGUUAGCGGUACUGGCAUUAAGCCUACUCAUGAAUAUGCGAGACAUGUAUUGGACAAGGAAUCGCAUUAUGACACAGGAAAAGACGGAGUUCCCAAAAGUUCUUUACAAGUAUCAGAAGAAUCAGCUUUGUACAAGGAUGGGAAAGAAGUCGCAUCAACAAGUAACCGAUACGGCGGUGAUUUCACUAAGAAAAAGGCAAUAACUGAAUAUGUUGCGGACACAACAGAUGAGCACAACAGAGUUAUUACUGAUUCUACUGAUAAAACUACAACUAACAAUAGGUAUACAACCACACAAGAUUCUGUUACCUCUGAUACUCGUUCUCAUGUAACAGAUAUAAAAGACGUGAGAGACACAACUGAUUUCGUGACAACAGAGAAACAGAAUUUGAUUAAAGAGUCCACAUCAUCUACCACGUCUCAAACUAAAGAUACCUUGACUACGUAUGAAAGAAGCACCGGGACAUGGAACGGAAAAUUUGUUUAUGAAAAGGACGAUGACAGGCCUAAACGCCCAAAAGAGAUGUCUCCUUUUGGAAGACCAGAACAACCAAGACAUCACCUAAAGAGACAGGAUACAGAAGAAAACAUAAUAUUAUCAUCACGUGACAUUAAAGAUUUCACAUCUAUUAGUGACCUUCGGAAGAUUAUUAACAGUUCUAAAUUUAACAAAGAUGUGAAAGUAAGCAACAAAAACAUUGUAAUAAACAGAAAUAUUGACGACCGUGUACUGAAGGAAAUAAUUGAAACUGUGAAGAAGUAUCCAUUUAAAAGAAUAGAAAAAGUAACUUUUGGAACAAAGAUCAACGAGGACGUGAAAGAUCUUUAUGAAGGAAUUGAUACGGAAGAGACUACUGUUAUGACAUCUACUACAGGAGAAACUACCAGAAAAGCAUUUGAAGUAGAGAAGCAUAGGAGUCAGAUAGAAGUGACUCGCUACAUAACUGAGAAUGGCAUCACAAGAAAAAUAACAACUUACGAAGAUGCCAAGGAGGACGACAAAGUGAGGACAGACGUCUACGUCGACAAGAGUGCGUUAGACUUCAAAAACUUGCGCGAUGUCCAAACGACCGAAGACGUUAUUCGAGAAUACGACGAGGUGGACCGUGCCAUCACGGACACCACGAGAGAGGAUACAACUGUCAGCACCGUCUACGAUGAGAGGAUCAUCGACGACAGGAGAACCAUGCGAGACGACAGGACCACCAUUGAGGAAACCGUCAUCAUCGACGAGACCAGAGACUCGAGACCAAGAGGUGGCCCCAAGAAACCCGAGAAAAUUGUCAACAAGGAACAGUGUAUAUGUGAAAUCUGCACUUGUGGGCGUCACCGCUGCCCACACAACGAUGUCCCGGAGCCAUUGUUCGAUGUGGAGCACACGACGAGUGUGGUCUCCGCAUACCAGCGCGACUACGACGAAAAACACGUGAGCCGCACUACCGCUGUCCACCACGAGGAUCACCUGCGUCUUGAAGGCGACUUCCAGGAACCCGAGCGGCCUAAGUGGCAACCUGCUGAGAGACCCCAGCAGAAGAAGCCCGAAGAUAACCUUAAACCUGAAGGAGACUUUGAGAGACGUCAGCCAGAAGAAUGGCGUCCUGGUGACAGGGCGCCAGUCCGAAAACCGACUGAUAACUUAAGGCCCGAAGGAGAGUUCACUACACCGGAUAAGGAGCGAUGGCAACCGGCUGAGCGCCCUAAACAAAAAAGACCAGAGGACAACCUUAAGCCAGAAGGACAAUUCGAACAACCGAAACAAGACGAAUGGCGUCCUGCAGAACGUGUAACUCCAAAAAGGCCACAAGAUAAUCUUAGACCAGAGGGUGAUUUUGAACAGCCAAAACAAGAUGAGUGGCGUCCAGCAGAGCGUGUCACGCAGAAGCGACCUCAGGAUAAUCUUAAACAAGAGGGCGACUUCCAACAACCUAAGCAUGAUGAAUGGCGCCCAGCAGAACGUGUUACACAAAAAAGACCUCAGGAUAAUCUUAGACCUGAAGGAGACUUUGAACAACCAAAGCAAGAUGAGUGGCGUCCAGCUGAAAGACAAACACCAACAAAACCAAAGGAUAAUUUACGUCCUGAGGGUGAUUUUGAAAAACGUAGACCUGAGGAAUGGCGCCCGGGAGAUAGAGCUCCAGUUCGUCGACCUGAUGAUAAUUUGAGACCUGAGGGUGAAUUUACGACACCAGAAAAAGAGCGAUGGCAACCAGCUGAACGACCAAAGCAGAAGAAACCAGAGGAUAAUCUCAAACCAGAAGGCUCAUUCGAACAACCCAAACAUGACGAAUGGCGACCAGCGGAACGUGUAACACAGAAGAAACCAAAAGAUAAUCUGAAACCGGAGGGUGACUUUGAACAACCUAAGCAGGACGAAUGGCGACCGGCGGAGCGCGUGACUCAAAAGAGACCUCAAGACAAUCUUAGGCCAGAAGGUGAAUUUGAGUCUCCGAAACCCGAUGAAUGGCGUCCAGCUGAAAGACAAACACCCAAAAAGCCUCAAGACAACUUGCGACCAGAAGGAGAUUUCCAACAACCCAAACAAGAUGAAUGGCGUCCAGCUGAACGAGUUACUCAAAAGAAGCCUAAGGACAAUCUCAAACCCGAAGGUGAUUUUGAGCAACCAAAACAUGAUGAGUGGCGUCCAGCUGAGAGACAAACUCCAACUAAACCUAAAGACAAUUUGCGACCAGAGGGUGAGUUUGAACAACCAAAACAAGAUGAGUGGCGCCCAGCAGAACGAGUUACUCAAAAGAAACCAAAAGAUAACCUCAAACCUGAAGGUGAUUUUGAACAACCAAAACAAGAUGAAUGGCGCCCAGCUGAGCGUGUUACUCAAAAGAAGCCUAAGGAUAACCUCAAACCAGAAGGAGAAUUUGAAGGAAGGAAACCAGAAAAAUGGCAACCAGGCGAGCGCGAACCAGUGCGACGGCCCGAAGACAACUUGAAACCUGAAGGUGAAUUUACAACACCUAAGAAAGACGAAUGGAAACCAGCAGAAAGGCCUCAACAAAAGAAACCUACUGAUAACUUGAAGCCGGAAGGUGAAUUUACCAAACGCCAUCCUGAUGAAUUCGUCCCUGCGGAAAAAGUUGUGGUCAAGAAGCCUCAGGAUAACUUGCAUCCUGAAGGUGAAUUUACAACUAGAAGGACAAUAACAGAAGAUUAUAAAGUUGUAACUGGUGAGAGAGCAGAAAUUAUACGACGAACGGACAACAUCAUUACUGAAGGAGAGUUCACAGACACUACCACGUCUCGCACGGAGUACACCGUAAAGCCUGUUGAAAGACCAAAACCAGUACGUCGAAAUACUUGGACGAAAAUAGAAGGAGAUAUGACCACGGAAACCACAUCUAAAUCUGAAUUUAUCGAUUACUCAGACACAGUAGAAAAAACAACAUUGGUAGCGCGAAGAACAGAUAACUUGAUAAGGGAAGGUGAGAUCGAAUUUGUGACUUCAAACCAGAAUGAUUACACCGAAAAGGUGACCCCUGUUGAACGCCCGAAAAGACGUCGUACUUGGACCAAGGAAGAUUUUGAAAAAUUCUAUUCUACAGAACAGUUAGAGAAGAUUACAACAUCACAAGAGGAGUAUAGAACUUAUGAAGAGACAGAUCUUAGACAGCAGACGAUAAUCAGAAAAGAUAAUCUUCAUAUGGAAGGUGUAUUUGACAGUCAUACAGUGUCGCAUGAAACCUACCUAAAGCCACAGCUCACUGAAAGGCCAAAACAGAAAAGGCCAGUCGAUAACUUGAAACCAGAAGGUGACUUUGAGCAACCAAAACAAGACGAAUGGCGUCCGGCGGAGCGUGUAACGCAGAAAAGACCUAAAGACAAUCUUAAACCAGAAGGUGACUUUGAACAACCCAAACCUGAUGAAUGGCGUCCAGCAGAACGUGUCACUCAAAAGAAACCUAAGGAUAACCUUAGACCGGAAGGCGAGUUUGAACAGCCUAAGCAAGAUGAAUGGCGCCCAGCUGAACGAGUUACUCAAAAGAAACCUAAGGACAAUCUUAAGCCUGAAGGUGACUUUGAGCAACCAAAACAUGACGAGUGGCGCCCAGCUGAAAGACAAUCACCUACUAAACCAAAAGAUAAUUUACGUCCAGAAGGUGACUUCGAGCAACCUAAACAUGAUGAAUGGCGCCCUGCAGAGCGUGUCACCCAGAAAAAACCUAAGGACAACCUUAGACCGGAAGGCGAGUUUGAACAGCCUAAGCAAGACGAAUGGCGCCCAGCUGAACGAGUUACUCAAAAGAAACCUAAGGACAAUCUUAAGCCUGAAGGUGACUUUGAGCAACCAAAACAUGACGAGUGGCGCCCAGCUGAAAGACAAACGCCUACAAAGCCUAAGGAUAAUCUGAAACCUGAAGGUGACUUUGAACAACCAAAACAUGACGAAUGGCGCCCUGCAGAACGUGUCACCCAGAAAAGACCUAAGGAUAACCUUAGACCGGAAGGCGACUUUGAACAGCCUAAGCAAGACGAAUGGCGCCCAGCUGAACGAGUUACUCAAAAGAAACCUAAGGACAAUCUUAAGCCCGAAGGUGAAUUUGAACAACCGAAACAUGAUGAAUGGCGCCCUGCUGAACGUCCAGUCCAAAAGAAGCCUAAGGACAACCUUAAACCAGAGGGUGAUUUCGAACAACCAAAGCACGAUGAAUGGCGUCCAGCAGAAAGACAAACGCCUACAAAACCAAAGGACAAUUUAAAACCGGAAGGCGAUUUCGAGCAACCUAAACACGACGAAUGGCGCCCGGCAGAGCGCGUCACACAGAAAAAGCCUAAGGAUAAUCUGAAACCUGAAGGUGAGUUCGAACAGCCAAAACAUGAUGAGUGGCGCCCUGCAGAACGAGUUACUCAAAAGAAACCUAAGGACAAUCUUAAGCCUGAAGGUGAAUUUGAGCAACCUAAGCAAGACGAAUGGCGUCCAGCAGAAAGACAAACGCCCACAAAGCCUAAGGAUAAUUUGAAACCUGAAGGUGACUUUGAACAACCAAAACACGAUGAAUGGCGCCCAGCUGAGCGUGUCACCCAGAAAAAACCUAAGGACAACCUUAGACCGGAAGGCGAGUUUGAACAGCCUAAGCAAGACGAAUGGCGCCCAGCUGAACGAGUUACUCAAAAGAAGCCUAAGGACAAUCUUAAGCCUGAAGGUGACUUUGAGCAGCCAAAACAUGACGAGUGGCGCCCAGCUGAAAGACAAUCACCUACUAAACCAAAAGAUAAUUUACGUCCAGAAGGUGACUUCGAGCAACCUAAACAUGAUGAAUGGCGCCCAGCUGAACGUGUUACUCAAAAGAAACCUAAGGACAAUCUUAAGCCCGAAGGUGAAUUUGAACAACCGAAACAUGAUGAAUGGCGCCCUGCUGAACGUCCAGUCCAAAAGAAGCCUAAGGACAACCUUAAACCAGAGGGUGAUUUCGAACAACCAAAGCACGAUGAAUGGCGUCCAGCAGAAAGACAAACGCCUACAAAACCAAAGGACAAUUUAAAACCGGAAGGCGAUUUCGAGCAACCUAAACAUGACGAAUGGCGCCCGGCAGAGCGCGUUACACAGAAAAAGCCUAAGGAUAAUCUUAAACCGGAAGGAGAAUUUGAAAAGCCGAAACAUGACGAGUGGCGCCCAGCUGAGAGGCAAACACCAAAGAAGCCUCAAGAUAACUUGCGACCCGAAGGCGACUUUGAACAACCUAAACACGAUGAAUGGCGUCCAGCAGAACGCGUCACACAAAAGAAACCUAAAGACAAUCUCAAACCCGAAGGUGAUUUUGAGCAACCGAAACAUGAUGAGUGGCGGCCAGCUGAAAGGCAGACGCCGAAGAAGCCUCAAGAUAACUUGCGACCCGAAGGCGACUUUGAACAACCUAAACACGAUGAAUGGCGUCCAGCAGAACGCGUCACACAAAAGAAACCUAAAGACAAUCUCAAACCUGAAGGUGAUUUUGAGCAACCGAAACAUGAUGAGUGGCGGCCCGCUGAAAGGCAGACACCGAAGAAGCCUCAAGAUAACUUGCGACCCGAAGGCGACUUUGAACAACCUAAACACGAUGAAUGGCGUCCAGCAGAACGCGUCACACAAAAGAAACCUAAAGACAAUCUCAAACCUGAAGGUGAUUUUGAGCAACCGAAACAUGAUGAGUGGCGGCCCGCUGAAAGGCAGACACCGAAGAAGCCGCAAGACAAUUUACGACCAGAAGGUGAUUUCGAGUCUCCUAAACCUGAGAAAUGGCGUCCGGCCGAAAGACCAACCCAAAAGAGGCCUCAAGAUAACCUCAAGCCAGAGGGCGAUUUUGAGCAACCUAAACACGAUGAAUGGCGGCCUGCUGAAAGACAAACACCCAAAAAACCUCAAGAUAACUUGCGACCUGAAGGUGACUUCGAGCAACCUAAACACGAUGAAUGGCGACCGGCAGAGCGAGUCACUCAGAAAAAACCGAAGGAUAACCUUAAGCCUGAAGGAGAAUUUGAACAGCCGAAACAUGACGAGUGGCGCCCAGCUGAGAGGCAAACACCAAAGAAGCCCCAAGAUAACCUCCGACCGGAAGGUGAUUUCGAACAACCCAAACAAGACCAGUGGCGCCCAGCAGAAAAAGUUACGCAAAAGAAACCUAAGGACAACCUUAAGCCCGAAGGUGACUUUGAGCAACCAAAACAUGACGAGUGGCGCCCAGCUGAAAGACAAACCCCCAAGAAGCCUCAAGAUAACUUACGACCGGAAGGCGACUUUGAACAACCUAAACACGAUGAAUGGCGUCCAGCAGAACGAGUCACACAGAAGAAGCCUAAAGAUAAUCUUAAACCCGAAGGUGAUUUCGAGCAACCAAAACAUGACGAAUGGCGGCCCGCUGAAAGGCCGACGCCGAAAAAGCCUCAAGACAAUUUACGGCCUGAAGGCGAUUUUGAGUCACCGAAACCUGAAAAGUGGCAGCCAGCUGAAAGGCAAACACCACAGAAACCCAAGGACAAUUUGAGGCCAGAAGGUGAAUUUAGUACUCCUAAACAGGAUGAAUGGCGACCCGCUGAAAAAGUUACGCAGAAGAGACCUAAAGACAAUCUGAAACCUGAAGGUGAAUUCGAGCAGCCUAAGCAAGAUGAAUGGCGACCAGCUGAAAGGCAAACGCCUAAAAAGCCCCAGGACAACUUACGUCCUGAAGGCGAUUUUGAGACACCAAAACAAGAAAAAUGGCGCCCAGCUGAACGACCAGUACAAAAGAAGCCUGAAGACAAUCUCAAGCCCGAGGGCAAAUUCGAACAACCAAAGCAUGAUGAAUGGCGGCCAGCAGAACGUCCAGUUCAAAAGAAACCUAAGGAUAAUCUCAAGCCUGAAGGCGAAUUUGAACAACCUAAACAUGAUGAAUGGCGUCCUGCUGAACGUCCAGUCCAAAAGAAGCCUAAGGACAACCUUAAACCAGAAGGAGACUUUGAACAACCAAAGCAUGAUGAAUGGCGCCCAGCAGAGAGACCCGAAGUUAAGAAACCGAAGGAUAACUUGAAACCAGAAGGAGAAUUUGAAAAACCGAGGCACGAUAAAUGGCAACCGGCUGAAAAACAAACACCGAAGAAGCCUCAAGACAAUCUAAAACCUGAAGGUAAAUUUGAACGACCCGAAAAACCGAAACAUGUUGUUGGCGAAAGACCCGUGCAGAAGAAACCAGAAGACAACUUAAAACCGGAAGGAGAUAUGGAGGUUGUAAGGAGAACCGAUUACACAGCAACUCGCGGAGAUCGCGUUGAUGUUGUUAGGCAUGAGGAUCACCUUAAAAUGGAAGGUGUCAUUGAUAUUCAUCGUUCACGAGAUGAUUACAAACGCAUCGAAAAAACUGAGAAAGUUGUCAUACAGAGACAUGAGGAUAAUUUGCGUACUGAAGGCGAAUUUAUCGACCUUACGGUUCGAAAUGAUUAUAGUGCAACGAAAGGGGAGAGAGCGCCUGUCGUCAGACCACAAGACAAUCUCAAACCUGAUGGCAAGUUUUACAAACCUGAGGUGGUACCCUCUCAACCAGCUGAGAAGCGUAAACCAUUUAAACAAGUAGAUAAUAUUACAAUUGAAAGGGACAUUGACUUAAGGCAGAGACAAAAGAUAGAACGUUUAGACAUAAUAAGAAGGGAAGACAACUUAAGAAUUGAAGGUGAAUUCGUAGAUAUGAAGCAAAAAACCGACUAUACUCAGGUUACAGGUGAACGAGCUGCUAUUGUCAAACAUGAAGAUAACUUAAAAAUGGAAGGUAAGAUGGAAAACAUCCGAUCAUCUGAUACUUAUCGUCUCGUUAAAGGACAAAGAGUAAAAUUGACUCGUAGAGAGGACAAUCUUAAAAUAGAAGGGGUAUUCGAAGACCAUACUCGUCGAGAUGAUUAUAAAGUGGUUAAGGGCGAAAGGUCAGCUAUUGUUUAUCACCCAGACAACCUCAAACCUGAAGGAGACUUUGAAAAGAGACCUAAAGUGGAACCUGAAAAUGGCGAAAAGCGUAGUCCCAUAAAACGACCUGAUACUUUAAAGCCGGAGGGAGACAUUGAUAGACCUACUAGGCCUAAAUGGGAAACUACUGAACGACCGGACUUGAUAAGACAUCCAGACAACUUACACCCUGAAGGCGAUUUCCCAAGUCGUCCUAAAACUCAGUGGCAGAGGGGAGAAACGCCAGAACAGGUGCGCCCCAAGGAUAACUUAAAGUCUGAGGGCGAUUUUGACAGACCUUCUAAACCCAAAUGGGUGUCAUCAGAGAGACCUGAGCAGGUGAGACCUAAGGAUAACUUGCGGCCUGAGGGAGAAUUUUCCGAUAGGCCUAAAAAUCAGUGGCAACGCGGAGAAACACCUAGUCAAGUUCGCCCUAAAGACAACUUAUAUCCCGAAGGUGAUAUGGAUUCACGUACCCCUACUAAAUGGACUCCUGGUGAAACUCCUGCACAAGUUCGACCCAAAGAUAACUUAAGACCAGAAGGUGAUUUUGACCGACCUUCCAAACAGAAAUGGACGUCUGCAGAUAGACCUGAACAAGUCAGACCCAAGGAUAAUUUGCAUCCGGAAGGUGAAUUCACUGAUAGGCCAAAAACUCGUUGGCAACCAGGAGAAACGCCAAGUCAAGUUCGUCCCAAAGACAACUUACAUCCAGAGGGUGACAUGGUUUCACGUACUCCAUCUAAAUGGGCUCCGGGAGAGACCCCAGCUCAAGUUCGCCCCAAGGACAAUUUAAGAACGGAAGGCGAUGUAAAUUAUCCAUCCAAAACGAAAUGGCAAACUGGAGAUAGAAGAAGCCCAAUAAGGCCAAAGGAUAAUUUACAUCCUGAAGGUGAGGUAGACUCACGUACUCCGACUAAAUGGGCUCCAGGAGAAAUACCGGCCCAAGUACGUCCAAAGGACAACUUAAAACCUGAAGGAGAAUUUGAAAGACCAGGACCUCAAAAAUGGAGCCCAGCAGAAAAGGCUGGUCCUAUUAAACCAAGAGACAACCUUUACACUAAUGGAGAGAUUACGAAACACGACAGCAGGUCGCAAACAAAUGAAGUGACUAGCUCUACAGAGUCCAAGUCAGUUAUAGGACGUGAUGACACCAACUUUAAAUCUCAGACUGUUACUCGACAUGAUCAUCAAAGUCAUCGUGAAAAUCAGUCGCACACUUCUCAUUCGGAAACGCACGUAAAGCAUUUACACAGUACUACAGACCAUUCUACGUCAAAACAUAUACAAUCCGGAACAACUUUGAAACAUAUACAAUCUGGAACAAACGUUAAAGAUACAACAUCCCAAGACGUGGUAGAUCGCAGAGGAUCACAGAAGAACAUCGAACGCAUCGGUUCCCAUGAUAUUGUUACCGAUAGAAGCAAAACAGUUGGCGUUAAGGACCGCUCCGUGUCGCACAGUCACUCUGACAAGACAAUCGUAAACAAAACUGAUGUUAGAAAUGUAAAAACCGUUACUUCUACUGUAACAAAGACAAUCAAACAGAUUUCGGAAAAGAAACUUAGGGGAGGUAAAUGGGUAACCGUGACGCGGAAUGUUGAAGUAGAUGUAACGGAUGACGGAGGAAAAGCUACUCCAAGAACGACUGUGCAGCGGACAGAGCUAGACGAUCAGGCAAAUCGCUCGCGGCAUGUUGUAAGAGAUACUAAGCAAGGAAGUACGUCAACAUCUGAAAAUGUUUCAUCUUCAAUUAUAAAUCAAACACAUGGGUCACAAAGAAGUAAUAUCGUUGAUCAGCAACAUCGAUCCAACCAACAAUUUAUUGAUAACAGCUCUCAGCGAACACAUUCUUCACAACAUUCAAUUGCUUCGUCUUCUUCAAGUCAGAACCUCAGUAACCAACAUGUCAGUCAAACACAAAAGACUACAAGUACCUCAAACGUAACAUCAACUGAUCACGUGGGUCAACAUUUUACUAAAUCUUCGCAGCAAAUAUCUUCUGAUGGUCACAUUGUUAGACACGGCGGUGGAGGCGAUUCCAGCCAACGAAUUAUAUCAUCAGAACAUACAGGCAUACAUUCUAACCAAGGUCAUCUGACAGAGAGUCAUGUUCAAAGACAUGUCACCUCAGGAACUCAAGCGCAUAACGUAAAAAGUCACGUUGAACAACAUGUAUCAAGAUCCUCACAGCAUUCCACAAACAGAAAUCAACUGAGCGAUAGUGUGACAAAAACGAGUAUUGAGUUCCAAAGAGCCAUGCACGGUGGCGGUGGCAAUGAUACUUCAAGCACUGUUAUUGAUAACUCCUCUCGUGGAGGUCACCACAAGCGCACAUCCGAUCUGGUUUCCGAUUCGUCGUCCACGAACUCAAUCUUACAUCGUAAAGGUGUUCACUCCAACACAGAAGCGCAUCAUUCGAUUAGUUCUACAGCAGCAGCGCAGAGAAAGAGCAUCGGCAAUCUAUCUGAACGAGGAGAAUAUAUUAGUAACUCAACGCAUAGCUCAGAUAGAAAGAGCAUCAGUUCCAUGCACCGCUCGACUAGAGACAAUACUGCUGUCAUAUCUCAACAUGAUAGUUCUGAUUCUCGUCGUAAUCAAACCAAAAGAGAUGGACAGUCGACCUUAAUGACCGACCGUCAAUCAACGAGAGUAGUGAGAGAUAAUCUUAAAGUAGGAGGUGACUUCUACGGGCAAUCAGAAGCUCGAUCCUAUGGAAACUUUUCACGAUCGGAGCAUGCACAGAAGUCCGACCGUUCUGAGCGAGUUGAGCGUGUAGAGCGCGUGGAGCGUGUCACACGCCACGGAAACGCUUCGCAGUUCGUGUUGGGUGACGGCAGUACUAGUUACAAGCGGGAAUUCACAUCUCACGUCCACGGAACCUGCCCGGCUACACUCAUCGAUUCCGGACGUACUCCUUUCAAACAUACUCGCGAUUCUCGUGAACACAAAUUCUACGCGACUAAAAUAACACAGCAACAAUAAAUGUCGGUUGCAACUUGGCCGCCGCUAGGCUAAGCUAUAUUUCAUUCCUUAUUUUAUCCAGCUUAUAAUAUUUAAUCAAGUUAAUGUUAUUUUAUAUACACGCAAGCUAACUGCUAGUCUUAAUUAUGAUUAACAUGCCUUAUAGUCCGCAUAAUGUUAUAAUUUGUUAAUUUAACAAGUUUUAAGAGUAUUUUAUUUUGUCAAACAUUGCCAUGCAAUAAAAUUUUAUAUA
Molecule: messenger RNA, 13897 nt
Organism: Trichoplusia ni (cabbage looper)
Lineage: Eukaryota; Metazoa; Arthropoda; Insecta; Lepidoptera; Noctuidae
Gene: Sdb
Product: titin
Exons: 4
Coding region: 409-13665 (4418 amino acids)
Biological process (GO): microtubule anchoring
Cellular component (GO): centriole; axonemal microtubule; sperm flagellum
Molecular function (GO): microtubule binding
Source: RefSeq, a predicted model, not a curated record